This is a messenger RNA of Cyclocybe aegerita, 1485 nucleotides long. The record is from the annotation of a GenBank genome assembly. NCBI's taxonomy places the organism in Eukaryota, Fungi, Basidiomycota, Agaricomycetes, Agaricales, Hemipholiotaceae.
AUGGAAGACGAGAGGGACGCAUGGCGACAGUCCGAAGGGCUUCCACCGUUGGAUGACAAAGCAGAUGUUGGAGAAGUCGGCAUUCUUCCUGGGUGCUACGCGCUCAAGGUCGGUAUUCCAGGCUUCGGCUACACCUCAAUCUGGCUCCGUGCUGAGUACAUUCGCAUCUUCAACGUUUGCGAAGAGUAUUUCGCCAAAAUCACUGGCCGACAGGCAAAAAAGGAUUCCAGUCGGAGGCCACCAAGCUUCGUGAUAUCGGGGCAGCCUGGAAUCGGGAAAACCCUAUGGCUCUAUUACGCCGCUCGCCGCUUCGCCGCAGAAAGGCGGGCUUUCAUCUGGGUACAUGGUAACGGCUGUUACCUCUACACAGAAGAGGGGGUAUUCGAAGUUCCCGACAACUGGCAAGACAGCGAUUUCAUCCCUGGCAUUCCCAUCUGGACAUUGAUCGAUUCGACAAGCGGCAAGGACACCCUGCGUGCCUUCACGGCGUCCCAGAUCUACUUUGUCGUCUGCCUGGCUUCGACGACUCGGGAUCGACGGAUGAAGCACACCAUUCCUUUCCGUCUUACCAUGAACCCAUGGGAAGACGCCGUGCUCGAGAAAUACGACCGCCUUGGUCCCAUCCCUCGGAUCUGCAUCGACUUCAUCCCUUACCAGCUAGAAGACUACGAGCGCACCCUGAACAAAAUUUUGAAGUACCAUAUCACGCCCAGCACCCUCGAAUCGAUCUUGACCGAACCAGAGCCCACGGCGGACGGCAUCGGACAAUAUCUCUUUCUCCUCGCUCGCGCAGAGGUGGACAAUAUGUUGCGCUGCGUUGUGACCCCAAUAUCGCCCUACAUUGAAGCAGCGCUCAUCAGUGCUCUUCGUGAGGCGGACUUGAAAGAACUUAUCCGUGUUUAUCACCGCUUCAAAGCGUGGCCCGACCUCUAUUGUGGAGUCGUUCCGCUUUUCUUCGCUGCGCUUGUCCAAGGUGCACUAGCGAGUAAUUUCUUCACCCAUGGCUUCGACCCGAUGGAGUUUGGACCAAUUGCACCGACGAAAAAUGGGCCCUCCAGCACCAGGUGGUUCUACCGUCAACAAAUUUGUGGACAGUCGGGUGACUCGGAGGACGACGAGUCCGUAUUGCUGGCAAAUAUGGGAAAUACACGCUUCAUCAAAUAUCCAGACGUUGGUUUGGAUGAAGUUCAGCCGGACCGAUUCUACAGCCUCGAACCGUCCACAAAACAUGGGGUGCAGUUCUUCAUAGUCUCGGAAGGCAACCUCUAUCUGUACCAGUUCCCCUCCGGCACCGACGCAAACAGACAUCCCAUUAGCCUUGCACUCCCUUUCACGUCGACGCCCGAGGGUCUUCCGCCACGAGGUAACUGGCGCAUGGUGUUUGCAGUGCCAGAGUCCGAGAUUCCUUUUGAGUUCACAAUUCUUCAUCCACCUCAACUCGACAAUAUUGGUAUUUAUGCCGACAUAUUCGACACCAAUUACUGA